AUGGUGACACGAUGGGGCACCGGGCCAUUGUUGGUGCUGUUGCACACGUUGCUCUACAGUAUACCAGCCUCCGCCUCCUCCUCCCGUCUCCCACCAAUCCCCAAUCAACAGGCCCUCUACGAGAAGAAGCAAUUUGAUGAUCUUUCCGCCAAAUACCUGACUCCCGACGAUUUCGAGCUGGCCGCCAAACAACCCGUGGCCCGCCCUACCCCUGCCGAACUCGACGCCGUCCAGAAUUCGGCGCUUUUCGAGGGUGAUAUCCAGGGUAUCCCCCCAGAUGCCACCCCAUCUCUCAACCAUCGACUACGCGACGAGCCGAUCCCCGGCGAGUGGGACGAGCUGUUCAAGCGUCCGCUAAAUUCCGCGCUGAACCUCGCCACGUAUCCGGACAAGCUGUGGCCAGAGGGCGUCGUUCCCUACAUGCUCGAGGAGGGCAUGACCGCACAACAACGCGCCGCCAUCGCGCAGGCGUUCGACGAGUACAAGCAGAAGACGUGCAUCCGCUUUGUCCCGCGCGGCGACGAUGACUUCGACUACAUCUACGUGAAGAGGAACGUCGCCUUCGGAUGCUCAUCGUACGUCGGCCGUGCUGGCGGGAAUCAGACCGUAUCUCUCGAAGUCGACAAAUGCUUCAGCAAGGGCAUCAUCGCACACGAGCUGAUGCACGCGAUCGGCUUCUUCCACGAACAUUCACGCACCGAUCGCGACAAUUACGUCGACAUCGUCGAGGAACACAUUAGGCCCGGGAUGAUGCGCAACUUUGAGAAGUACCCCCAGAAGAUCAUCGACCCGCUCGGCAUGCCGUACGACUACGACUCGGUGAUGCACUACCAUAAGCUGGCCUUCUCGAAGAAUGGCAAGUCGACGAUCGUGCCGAAGGAGGGUGGGGCGGAGAUUGGGCAGAGAUAUAAGCUCAGUCUUAUCGAUGCGCAGAAGGUGAACAAACUGUAUAAAUGUGGGGAUUAUGCGUCGACGACCACGACCACCACAACGACACAGCCCACCUCGACGACGACGACGACCGGCAAGAAGGGGAUCGAGGAUCGUACCCCGUCCACGACCGCGCAAAAGCCCCGCCCCAAAUCUACAACUGGCGCCCCAGGAGCACGCAAAGGAAAAUGCGAGGAUCUGAAUGCCCAUUGUACAAUGUGGGAACAGCUUGGCCAUUGUGAACACUCGCUGAAAUACAUGUCGCACUACUGUAGAAAGGCGUGCGGGUUCUGCGAUGAUGAGGACCAGAUUGAGGAAGAGCUGCGAAAGGAGAAGGAGGAACGCGAGAAGGAGAGAGUCGAGGAGCGGAGAGAGAAAGAGAGACGCGAGAAGGAGGAAAGAAUUCGAAAAGAGCAAGAAGAAAAGGAAAAGAAAAACCGCGAGCGAUCGUCGUCGUCAACGACGACCACCACCACGACAACCUCGAGACCAGCGUCGACCACCACAAAGAAGAUCUACCCGACGACGACACGACCAAGGGGAGGAGGAUUUGGCAGGGGGAGAUGGUCAACAACAAGGAGGCCAGAACCCAAGGAGAAGGAGAAGGAAAAGCCGCGCGGGAAGAAGGGCGAGGUGUGCGAGGACAAGAACCUCUUCUGCUCCUACUGGGCCAAGAUUGGCGAGUGCAACAGCGAGAGCAAAUUUAUGAAGGUUUUCUGCAAGGCGAGCUGCGGCAAAUGC
This is a messenger RNA of Mesorhabditis spiculigera, 1671 nucleotides long. The record is from the annotation of a GenBank genome assembly. Lineage: Eukaryota; Metazoa; Nematoda; Chromadorea; Rhabditida; Rhabditidae.